Synchiropus splendidus (mandarinfish) is the source of this 7456-nucleotide messenger RNA. It is a transcript of the gene lats2, whose product is annotated as large tumor suppressor kinase 2. Lineage: Eukaryota; Metazoa; Chordata; Actinopteri; Syngnathiformes; Callionymidae. The record is from RefSeq and is a predicted model, not a curated record. The transcript is spliced from 10 exons. The coding region runs from base 707 to 4210 and encodes 1167 amino acids. Gene Ontology annotation, molecular function: protein binding; ATP binding; protein serine/threonine kinase activity. Gene Ontology annotation, cellular component: spindle pole; nucleus. Gene Ontology annotation, biological process: G1/S transition of mitotic cell cycle; regulation of organ growth; positive regulation of apoptotic process.
UCCAACUUUGAGCUGUGUUUGUGCUGCUGCUGCUGCAGUCUGAGUAGAAAAUGGAGUCUCUUUUCAUCAUUUUUACCCUGUUGCUCCGUCCGCACGGACCCCAGACGACUUAACACGGAACUCCUCGGCCAAACCGCGGACUUUUAAAGUGUUUUCGGGCGGAAUUGAGUCGUUAUCCCAACGUAUUCCUCGCGACUUCGUUCACAUGCUAAUGCACCUGACAGCAACAUGUGCCUGUCAUCCCAAACUGAGGGAGAAUGUGGAGCAUGUUGCUACAGAUGAGUAGCAGAGAAAGAGGAGGAGGGGGAAUUGUCCCGGGAGCACUGAAGACCCCCCACUUUCUGACUGCAGGCUGUUUACUGCUGGACCCCAUGGUAGAAGCGCAGAUUGAGUGCAUCACGGUUUGGAUCGGCAGUUCCCUUGUGACUGGCUACGUUUCCUGGAAUAAGCUGGAACCCGAGCCCUGAAAGCCACACCAUGGAAUGCCUGUAGCAGCCAUCUUCACCCUCAGCCAGCAUCAGCAUCUGCAGGAAUCCUAAACACACAAAGAGACACAAACACUGGGGACACAGACCACUGGUCCCAUAUCUGUCUUUCUGAUCUGCUGCUGUUAUCUAUUUAGGGCGCCUAUUUUGCCAGAGAUAUUUUGGAGGCCAGAUAGUGUGCAAGUGUGCGAGAUCGAGUGCCUGCACUGGGCACAGAGGCCAUGAGGCCCAAGACAUUUCCCGCUGCCCCUUAUGUGGGCAACACGAGACAGAGACUGCAGGAGAUCAAGGAGGGCCUUAAGCAGCCAGCCAAACUGGUGAGCCAGGCGCUGCAUGGUGGCAGCUCCAGAAGCGAAGGGAACAGAGGAGCCGACUCUAAAAGUGGGAAGGACACAAGCAGCCGGCAGCAACAGCUCAGGCCCCAACAGAAAUUCACCAACUACCAGAAUGCUCUACGAGAAAUCCGCAAGUCCCUCAUGCCCUUUGCCAAUGAGUCGGGUCCAUCAUCGGGGUCUGGACACCCGACUGGUGCCGGAGAAGUCAACCGGCAGAUGCUGCAGGAGUUGGUCAACGCCGGCUGUGAUCAGGAAAUGGCAGUGCGGGCACUGAAGCAGACAGGAAGCCGGAACAUUGAAGCUGCCUUAGAAUACAUCAGUAAAAUGGGCUACCUUGACCCUCGCAAUGAAAUGAUCGUCCGGGUCAUUAAACAGACUUCACCGGGUAAAGCAGGAAUGCCAAACUCCAUCGAUCACCGUCCUUCAUUAGAGGCCCCAGAAGCCGGAGCAGGAGUGAUGCCUCCGUACCACCAGAUGUAUGAGGGGGCGGCUGGAUAUGGACCAGAACCAUACAUGAGUGCCCCUCCAGUAAUGAAUUACAUGAUGCCCCCUACUGGAGCAGCCCAGGGUCCCGCUAUGGGAAAUCCAAUGGGUCGACCUCCUAGCAUGGGCACCUACCCCCCUGUGAUGGGGGCUCAGAGUAACACAGCCAAUCCAAUGUACCCUCCCGGGAACCAGCAGAAAGGCUACGCUGGGAGUAUGGAGCAACAUGGACCCAUGAUGAGCUACAAUGUCCCAGGUCAGCCUCUACAACUCCAGUCCCAACCCCCGGGUGCCCCUGUCCCAGGUCCACAUUACGACUAUGGUCAUGGUAGGCCUCACAUGAUGGAGUCUACAGGUUAUGGAGUCAAGAGAACCGCAUCCUUCCAAAACAAAAUGGCCCCACCGACCAUGCCACCUCCUGACAACUACGCCAACAUGCAAGGUAAAGGGGCCAUGGUCCAGAAUGGCCCAGGAGGAGGAGGGUAUCCUGCAAACCUUUACCUCCCUCCUCACGCACAUCCACGUCAGGCCAGCCCCACUUCCCACCAGGUCCACAUGAUGUCCCGCUCACCUGGUGGUGUAGGAGCCAUGGGCCCUGACUUCUCAGAUCUCCCUCCGAGCUUGAUGACGCCAUCCAGAGCCAGUCUUAAUCUGGACCUGUAUGAUCACCACUGGGCUGGGCCUCCUGGUCCAGAAGGUGCUCAAACAGCCAGACAGCCACAAUCCCAAGGUCCAUUCAGGGGUGAGGUGCGUGUUCCUAGCAGAGCCAAUUCAUUCAACAGCCGCUCGGCUGGGUCUCCGGGUGUACGACCCACCAUGGCAGCACCUUCCACAAGCAGUAAACAAGACCCCUCACUAGGUCCUCCAAACACGAUUACAGCUGUGACAUCGCCACCUAUCCAACAGCCCGUCAAGAGCAUCCGCGUGAUGAGACCUGAACCCAAGACUGCGGUCGGGCCCUGCCAUCCAGGCUGGCUAGCAGCACAGACCCAGGAUUCAGCCGAGUCUUUGACUUACAUGCCAGAGGAAACAUACUCCUUGGAACCUGCCCAGGACACCCGCUGUCCUCCGCCACCAUACCCUAUCAGCAUGUUCAUGUCUUCAGCAGCGGGUGAGAAUGCGACUCAUGAAGGAGCGGGAGCCAUGUGUGUAGGGCAGGACCACGGAAGUGCCGCUGCUGUUUCGUCGAGAAGUACACACAGCGGUAGUGGGGGAAGUGGAAACGCAGACGAGGGUCCGCAGGUCAAAGAGAAGACCAAGAGUGGCAAAGGAGAGAAGUCUGUGAAAGACAAGAAGCAGAUACAGACGUCGCCAGUUCCACUGAGGAAGAACGGACGCGAUGAGGAGAAGAGAGAGUCUCGGAUCAAGACCUACUCACCUUUCGCCUUCAAGUUCUACAUGGAGCAGCAUAUUGAGAAUGUGAUGAAAACGUACCAGCAGAAGCUCAACCGCAGACUUCAGCUGGAGCAGGAGAUGUCAAAGGCCGGUUUGUCUGAAGCAGAGCAGGAACAGAUGAGGAAGAUGUUGAACCAGAAAGAAUCCAACUAUAACAGACUCCGCCGGGCAAAAAUGGACAAGUCCAUGUUUGUCAAGAUCAAAACACUGGGAAUUGGUGCUUUUGGGGAGGUGUGUCUGACACGUAAGGUGGACACCGGCGCACUAUACGCCAUGAAAACACUUCGCAAAAAGGAUGUCCUCAACCGCAACCAGGUGGCCCACGUGAAAGCUGAGCGGGACAUUCUUGCGGAAGCAGACAACGAGUGGGUGGUGCGUCUCUACUACUCCUUCCAGGACCGAGAUAGCCUCUACUUCGUUAUGGACUACAUCCCUGGCGGAGACAUGAUGAGCCUGCUGAUCCGAAUGGGUGUCUUUCCUGAACCACUGGCCCGCUUCUACAUAGCAGAGCUGACACUGGCUAUCGAGAGCGUCCACAGGAUGGGCUUCAUCCACAGGGACAUCAAGCCCGACAACAUCCUCAUCGACCUAGAUGGACACAUAAAGCUGACUGACUUUGGUCUGUGCACCGGCUUCCGCUGGACACACAACUCAAAGUACUACCAGAAAGGGAGUCACGUGAGACAGGACAGCAUGGAGCCCAGUGACUUAUGGGACGAUGUGUCCAACUGCCACUGCGGCGACAGGCUGAUGACCCUGGAGCAGCUUGCCAAUCGGCAGCAUCAGCGCUGCCUUGCUCAUUCACUUGUGGGAACGCCCAACUACAUAGCACCUGAGGUGCUGCUUCGCAAAGGUUACACUCAGUUAUGUGACUGGUGGAGUGUUGGGGUCAUCCUCUUUGAGAUGCUGGUGGGACAGCCUCCAUUCCUGGCUCCCACCCCCACUGAGACUCAGAUCAAGGUCAUCAAUUGGGAAAGCACCCUGCAGGUGCCUGCACAGGUGAAACUGAGCCCAGAGUCGGUCGACAUCAUUGGGCGCCUCUGCUGCUCAGCAGAUGAUCGCCUGGGUGCCAAUGGUGCCGGUGAGAUCAAAGCCCACCCUUUUUUCUCCCCGAUGGACUUCUCCAGCAAUCUGCGUCAGCAGCCUGCACCCUACCGACCCAAGAUCGCCCACCCGAUGGACACGUCCAACUUCGACCCAGUGGAGGAGGAGGGCGGCCCUGGUGCCUGGAGUGACAGCGGUGACAGCACCCGAGCCCUAGAUGCGCUCUGCACCCCACAUGGGAAGCAUCCAGAGCAUGCCUUCUACGAGUUCACCUUCCGCAGGUUCUUUGAUGAUAAUGGCUGCCCCUUCUCAUACCCAAAACCGCCUGGCAUCACCCUGGGAUCAGGAGGUGCUUCUGGAGCAGGCUGCAUGGGCCAGGAGGAGGGGGUGGAAGAAGAGGAGGAGGAAGAGGAGGAGGAUGAAGAGGAAGGGGAGCAGGGGGAGGGAUGUGAGCCGGUAUAUGUUUAGAGCAAUACUCACGACUCCUCUUCUCUUUCCUCAACUCAAUGCUACUCUGAUGUGUUUGUGUGUGUGUGGAGUUGUGCACAUAUAUGGGUGCUUUUUAUUCCUGUUACAGUAUGCAAAUGCAGAUUGCAAGAAGAUAAUCUAUCUGUGGAAUGUACUGCGUCUGCAAACAAUAUAUCACACCCCCAUCACAUGGGACCAAAAGAACAACAUUCUGCGUGCGGCUGACAAGCUGAGAGACAACUGUUUCAAACAAGAGUAUUACUGUCCAUGUGAGGACGUUCUGACUAGAUUAGGGUUUGAGUGAAUUCUGUAAUUCAUUCCUUCCACCGUUGGUCUUACGGUUGACUGAAGCACCUCUGAGGUGACUUCCUGUCACAGGAGCUGCUUUCUCUUCUGCCUGUGCUGCAGUGCACUCAAGUGUCGACAAUGUGAAGAGUAGAACCAGUUUACUCGUUGAGCACAAGCGCUUACAAAGCAUAUGAGCUAGCAGCAGUUAGUAAAUAAUCUCAAACACAAAUGCAUGCUCAAUCAAAGGAUUGCAAACUAUCAUAGAAAAGACUUAUUGUUCAUCAUUUUUCAGUGCUGGCACUGGUAAAAUGAAGUGAGGGUCAUUAGAGUAAUACCAAUCUGUUUUUGAUAACAACUAAUCUUAAAUCUGAAAUGAGUAAAAAUAUUCAAGUUCUUUGUUGCCAAAUUUAGAAAUCUGUUCACACUCAAAGCAUGACUUCAAAAUUGUCUAGAAAGAAAUUAAAUUGAAAGAAAUUCCCUUCGUUCAGUGAUGUCAUUUGUAUAUACAAUUAUGUCUAGAGUGUGGAUCUAGCCAAAAUAUGAUGAAUUCUUUCCAGAAUUCAUAUUAAACAGAAUCGUAAUUCCUCCCACCCCCUCACGAGAGACUGGUGGUGUUUGCAGAACUCAUUUCUCCAUGAUCACUGCACUCACAGCAGCUUUGAGUUGUGUUUUUAGUGAAGACAGGGUGACCACAGUUGCUACUAAUAUUGUACAUCAAAUGUGAUGUCACUGCUUUUCCACCAUUUCAACACUUUGCCAUGAUAAAGCACAUAAAAAUGUGUGUUUGUUGAGUUAGAUGUAAGUUGCUUGAGGCCGAGCUCUUCUUACUAAAUGAUUAGCAUGGAAAUCUAAGGAAGAAAAGUUACAAUCCUCCAGGAUCAAAAGGUUUCAGGGAGAUUUCUGACUGAAACGGAACAGUACUGCAAACAUCAGUCCCAAGGUUGUGACCCUGUAAAUGUAAAGCAGCUGGUCCUCAGCAGCCCAACAUGACACUAUGAUGAAGUGCAAUAGACAGUGUAAUCUUGUUCUCUAAACCCUUAAUAGACUUUUCAGAAGUGAAACGUGCCAUGUAUAAAUAUAUUGGGGUUUUUUUAUAUGUAUUUUUUUCUCUGUUCAGUUACAACAUGCUGCUUAAUAUUGUGGUUGAUAUUAUUUACUUUAUUUUUGUUGAGGCAUGACAAAGAGAGAGAUUUGGUUUUUGAAAGUUGUGAAUCGUGCGCCUUUUAUAGUUGAUUGUUGAGGAGUAAGUCGCCACUGGUUGCACAGAUGAUAAACUUCCCCUCACUGCUGUCAGGCUGGCCUUGAAAUGCAGGAGAGCAGAAAAGGUUUGGGGUUCCGAGAGAGGUCAUGUUUGGAAGAGAGGAGAUGGGCAGGUUGAGUCAGGAAAACUCUAUCUUGUUUAUAAAAUGUGUAAUAUCAUUCUGUAUUUUAAAAUAAUUCACAAACUUUUGAACCUUCAAGUGUUUGGUACAUUUUCUUGUAUUUAUCCAAGAUGACCACACAAGUUUGAGUGUUCCUUGUUUAUCUUUAAAAAAGAAAUCUGUGCCUUUUUUUCCUGGCUUUGUGACAAUCAGCAAACAUUGAAGGCCCCUGGUGUUCAUCCAUGUGGACUCGAACUUUUUCUGGAUUGGACAGGUCUGACAAUUCUUGUACCUAUCUGUGGCUGACAAUGUAUCAAAAAUGUGUUAUACUGUAAAUCUAUUUUAAUGUGAGCAGCACAAUCUUAAAUUCUUCUUAACCUUUUUCGAGCAACAGUUGUAUCAGUGGUUUGAUGCCACACAUUCACUCUGGCUGUGUUAACAUCCAAAAAUACACCUGUUUCUUUUGAGACGUAUCUAAUCAGAUUGUUCAGUUGCUCAUAGCAUUGCAUAUGUUUUUACAGUUUGGUCUUAUAUUUCGACUCACAACCUUACGAGGAUUACAGUUUUGAUGCCAGAGUAUAUUUUGGGCCCUUAAGCCAUAACCUGGUGUGACCUCUGACAAGUUGCCUUGGUAGCAGUUAACACAAGAGUGAUCAAAAGUUAAUGCAACAUAUGCAUGGAAAAUGCCCCUGACCACAUGCUGCUAUGAUGUCAUAAUCCUACCACUCGUAGUUGCAGAAUGUUACGUGGUUUCGUAGUAUCAUGAUUUAAAAAUAUUUUAUUUAUGCAAGCAUUAAUGCUCGAAAAACUAAUACCAGGUUCCUGUGUGAGGCGGCAGAUAGGAUAGAUUUGGGCGUGUUUUUUAGCUGAAAGUAACGCCUCUGGUAAAACUAAUGCUGAUCAGAUAGAGGGUAAACACACCAAAGGAUUUUCUGGGUGCGCGAAACGUUGCUAUCCAAAUGAUGAACAUCUUUGAGCCAGCAUGCAGAAGGAUGCACCAAAGGUAAUUUGUUAUUGGCUGAAUUUCUUGUUAUUCACUGAAAACAGCCUCAUUAGGAUGUGUACUCCUCUCUGCUAUUUCACCUACUAUAAAGUUUGUUUUUCCUUCGCUUCUACUGCAACACAGCUGGUGACUAACUACCAGCUUCCAUGAUGCCUUGAUCAAAACAAGCUUUCUGCCUUAUUCAGAUUUUUUUUACGUCCACCUGGACUGAAGUGUUGAAUAACAUGUUUGAAUGCUAUAUCAUUUGUGCCUUUUAGGUUGGAGAGUGACGACUGACAAUAUUUGACAGAUCAAUUUGUCUUCACUUCUUUUUUUGUAUGUUUACUCCCAGGAGCUCCUGGUGUCCCUCCAGUCUUCCGUUGAUGUAUAAUACAACUCGGUUACUUUUGAAUUUAUAUUUAUACAGAUAUACAUAUUUUUUUUUGUUAUACUCUGUCUUUUUCCAACUUGUGCUGUUUUUCGAACAUCCUUGUCUACGCAGUAUUACAGAUAUGUGGACGGCACUCUCUUUUUUUACACUUGUGUAUGAAGAGUUUGUAAAAAUGCGGUUGCUGUCUCUGUGUGUAAAAUGUAUGUAUAAAUUAAAUUAACCAA